AUGGUUAAAUGUAUGCUGCGUGUUCCACACCCUCCACGUCAUGAGUAUCAUGAAUCACAAGACAUUGUCAUUGGCGGCAUUGCUUCGCAGUCCUUCAGACUGUCCUUUUCAGAAGAUUUCACUGAAGAACCUUCACUGCCACCGAAGGAAGGGCUUAUCACACUGCCUAAGAAUUACCAGCACAUCCUGGUCUUGGCAUUUGCAGUGAAGGAAGUCAAUGAAAACCCUCAGCUCUUACCCAAUGUCACUUUGGGCUUCCGCAUCUAUGAUAGCUAUUUAAAUGCCAAGUCAACCUAUCAUGCCACAAUGCUACUUAUAUCCACAUCUGAGGAAUUUGUUCCCAACUACAAAUGUGACUUCCAGAAUAACCUAAUAGCAGUCAUUGGAGGACUGGACUCUGAAACCUCUCUUCAGGUAGCAACUGCAUUGGAUUUUUACAAGAUACCCCAGCUCAUCUAUGGCUCCAUUCCAGUGAUGAAUGAUAAAACCCCAGGACUUCCCUUCUAUCAAUUGAUCCCUAAUGAAACUCUUCAGUAUUCAGGGAUUCUCUUUUUACUGCUACAUUUCAGCUGGACGUGGAUUGGGGUUCUAGUUAUGGAUAAUGACAAUGGAGAAAGAUUUCUGGAAACUGUGUUUCCAAUGUUUUCUCGAAAUGGUGUUUGUUUUGCCUUCAUAGAAAGAAUCCCCACAUUUAGAUUUGUUCUUGAGAUUGGAGGCAUGUUGGAAGAGGGGAUGAAAAUAUAUGAUACAGUCAUGAAGAGCAAAUCCAAUGUCUUGGUUGUAUAUGCAGAAUCAUAUUCCCUGGCAUUUUUUGGAUGGGUUUCAUUUCUAUCAUCUUACAGGACAAUCAAACCAAAAGGUAAAGUAUGGAUAGGAACAGCCCAGGUGGAGGUAACUGCAUUUCAUUAUCAAAGAAAUUGGGAUGCAGAAAUAUUUCAUGGUGCUAUAACCUUUGCUAUUCACUCGAGUGAGAUACCAGGAUUUCACCAAUUUGUCGAAAGCAGAAAUCCUUACAACACACAAGGAGAUGGUUUUAUCAAUGACUUCUGGCAUUGUGCAUUUGAGUGUGAAUUCCAAAACUCAGUUCUAGAUGAGGUAUAUGAGGAUAUCUGCACAGGUGAGGAGAAGCUGGAGAGCCUUCCUGGGAUUUUCUUUGAAAGGAGGAUGACUGGACACAGCUACAGCAUCUACAAUGCCAUCUAUGCCAUGGCCCAUGCAUUACAUGCUAUGUAUUCAUCUAAUCUGAAAUACAGAGCAAGAGUGAACAGAGAGAAAUUGAAAAUUCAGAACCCUCCGGGAUGGCAGCUUCAUCACUUUCUGAGAGGUGUCUCAUUUAAUAACAGUGCAGGGGACAGGAUCUCCUUUAACCAGAAUGGGGAAUUAGUUGCUGGAUUUGAUGUUCUCAACUGGAUUGUUUUUAAAAAUCAAUCUUUUCAAAUAGUGAAAAUUGGAAGGGUAGAUCCCCAUGGUCCUGAUGACCACGUGUUUACCAUCAAUGAGGAUGCCAUAACAUGGUCCAGCUCAUCUAUCCAGACACGGCCUCUUUCACUGUGUAUUGAGAGAUGCCAACCUGGUUUCCACAAGAGAGUGAGGGAAGGGGAGCCAUUUUGCUGCUAUGAUUGCAUCCCAUGUCCAGACAGGAAGAUUUCAGACCAGAUGGAUCUUGCUGACUGUUACAAAUGCAAGGAUGAAAACUAUCCAAAUAAAUAUCGGGAUUCAUGUAUUCCCAAGUUUGUAACCUAUUUAUCUUAUGGAGAACCUUUGGGACUUAGCUUGAGCUUUAUCGCUAUUUUCUUUUCAUGUAUCACAGCUCUGGUGCUAGGACUGUUUAUGAAGUACCACAACACCCCCAUUGUCAAAGCCAACAACCGGAGUCUCACCUGCACUCUCCUCAUCUCCCUCCUGCUUUGCUUUCUCUGCACAUUGCUGUUCAUUGGCCAUCCUGUGAAACUGACCUGUCUCCUCAGACAAACUGCUUUUGGCAUCAUCUUCUCAGUGGCUGUUUCCUGUGUGCUGGCAAAAACCAUCACAGUGGUUCUGGCUUUCAUGGCCACCAAGCCAGGAUCCCACAUGAGGAAGUGGGUGGGCAAAAGACUGGCCAAUUCCAUUGUUCUUUCCUGCUCCCUUAUUCAAGUUGGCAUUUGCACUGUGUGGCUGGAAAUCUCUCCUCCAUUUCCAGAUGCCGACAAGCACUCAAUGAUUGAUGAAAUUGUGGUAGAAUGUAAUGAGGGCUCUGUGAUUAUGUUUUAUUGUGUCUUGGGCUACAUGUGCUUGCUUGCACUCAUCUCUUUCACUGUUGCCUUCCUUUCCAGGAAGUUGCCUGACAGUUUCAAUGAAGCCAAAUUUAUCACUUUCAGCAUGUUGGUCUUUUGCAGUGUUUGGCUCUCCUUUGUUCCAACUUACCUGAGCACAAAGGGGAAAUACAUGGUAGCUGUGGAGAUCUUCUCCAUCUUAGCUUCCAGUGCUGGGGUUCUGGGUUGCAUCUUUUCCCCCAAAUGUUUCAUCAUUCUUCUGAGGCCUGACCUGAACAACAGGGAAAAGCUAAUGAGAAGAAAGAACUGA
This is a messenger RNA of Hemicordylus capensis (graceful crag lizard), 2562 nucleotides long. Its product is annotated as vomeronasal type-2 receptor 26-like. Gene Ontology annotation, cellular component: membrane. Gene Ontology annotation, biological process: G protein-coupled receptor signaling pathway. Gene Ontology annotation, molecular function: G protein-coupled receptor activity. The record is from RefSeq and is a predicted model, not a curated record. The transcript has 6 exons. Lineage: Eukaryota; Metazoa; Chordata; Lepidosauria; Squamata; Cordylidae. The coding region runs from base 1 to 2562 and encodes 853 amino acids.